AUGGCUACUGAGCACAAUCCUGAUCACGUCAUGACGGAGGAGCAGAUCCCCGUGGGAGAUGACACGCUUGGCGAACUCGGAGACGAGUUCCUCGAGGAUCUUCCUGAUGGCGCCCUUCCCGAUCUCCAUGACGGAGCUGCGACUUCCGCUCCUGCCAGUGCUCAGUUGACCUCGACGGGUGAACCCGCCGCGAAAACGCUGUGCAGUGAGGGGCAACCCUCGGCUGCUGGUGCUUCUGGCGUCGCCUCGGCGCCUCACUCGGCGCCUCUUCCGAUUCCCCGCGCAAGCUCCUCCGGUAGCUCUGCUGCCACGGGCCCCACUCCUGACCGCGCGCCUGCUCCCUCCGCGCCUCGUCCGGCGCCUGUUUCCCGUUCUCGGCCUGCACCGCCGGAACCCGAACCUGAGCCUGCUGCUGCUGGGAUGGCCACGGGCCUGGCUCCCAACGCCCGCUAUCGGAAUCUUCGUCGCCACCGUACGACGGUCGGAACGGUCCUGCAGGCGAUGACUCGCAACACGCAGUCGCUGGUCGACAUAAUCUCUCCCGAGUCCCUGGCGGAGGAGGUUCGUGCUGCUGUUCUCGCGCGUAUCUCCUCUCUCAUCAAUGGUCAGGCCUUCAAUGGUGUCAUUCCCUCGUUUGAAGCUGCUGCUGGUGAGGCCCUGCGGCUUCCGCGCCGCACCUAUUCCAAGCAUUCUUGCUCCUGGCCCUCAGCCAAUGAUGCCCGUAUUUUCCGCAGUCUGUUUCCGAUUACCGUGCGUCUGUCUAACAACCGUGCUAUGGAGGUCAAGGUUUUCACUGAUCCCAACGAAGAGUUCACGACCGCCCGCGCCAGGGGCGAUACCCAUCUGGUCCUCCGUAACGUGCCUCUGGGGUACUCUCCUGAUCGCCUCCGCAGCACCCUCCUGGCGGGCAGGACCGACUCCGGCUUGGCCUGGCUGGCCGACCUCCGCCUGUUCCACCGCCUCAAGGACCCGUACGACGAGUCUGCGUACUCUCAGCUGCUCGGCCUUCCCGUCGCGACGGAUGGCGACGCUGGUUUCGACCGCAUCCCGGCGGUUCUCUGGCUCCCCCAGCAGGAGGACCCUGUGCUUCUCAACAUCUCGUCCCAUUCGUGCACCGUGUGCACCAGUAACCACCGAGUGGCUGACCACGCGUGCUUUGCCCUCACCCGCCGCGCGCGACUCCUUAACCGCCACACCAUCUCGGUGGCCCAGCUUCAAGCUGUUAACGGGCGAUUGAUUGGCCAGCAGCCGGCCCCCGUUGCCUUCAAGAAGGACCCCGGGCUCCUCCUGAUUGGGGUCGACCUGGACGUGGAGGUUUGGACGUGUUCUAUGUGCGAGUUCGAGUGUGGCUUGGCGCUGGACAGCGCCAUGUACCACCUCAAUUCCGAGCUCCACCGCAAGCACCUGCAGGAAUCCGCACACCUGCCUGCGACAAAGGACAAGUACGGUGCCUGGAGGGUCACCACUCUCCUGCAGCACCCGCGCAUCGCUGCGUUCCUGCAGUAG
Messenger RNA from Closterium sp. Naga37s-1, 1506 nucleotides. The record is from the annotation of a GenBank genome assembly. NCBI's taxonomy places the organism in Eukaryota, Viridiplantae, Streptophyta, Zygnematophyceae, Desmidiales, Closteriaceae.